AAGGUUUGUUAUUACUUGACGCUUAUUCUAAUUUCCCAAGUCUCAAAGUGUCUUCAAGCAACAACCCCACAAUCAUUUGCAGUUCUCAAGAUUUAGACGAUGGCGAUGGACUCAGCGACCAAUCUGCAGCCGGCUCCUACUUUCUCACAUAAGAAACAAGUCCAUGAAACAUACAUUUCCAGAAUCAAGAGCCUCCUGGCCGAACACCCUCACAUCAAAUGGUCACUUGAGUCUAAAGGAUCAUGUCUGACUCAAGUUGCAUACACAAACACUCUUGAAAACUACCCGAUCACUAGCCCGGAAGACCUUAUUGCACAAUCAGCAGGCUUGAAAGAAAGUCGUAAGCCGAGUAUUUGCAUUAUCGAGAAUAUAUCUACGGAAUAUGUUGAAGCGCUUGGUACAGAAUGGGGGAUUGACCCAAUGUUCUUUAUUGAGCAUGCCACAAAUCCGGACAAGGACAAACUAUGGUGGUCGAAGAAGUGGGAUUGGCCCCCGCCAGACCACUCAUCAUCUGAAGGUGAUGAUGAGUCCUCUGCCCCAAAGGAUUUAUUGGCAUCCAGAGCACCAUGUUUUCUAAAAGAUAGUUCUGGGCACUUGGAUGGCGUAUUCGAAUAUCACAACGAGAUCCCAGGCCUUGAACCUUCAGCAUUUGAGAAACUGAACUCUUCUCCGAACUUCAUCUAUCGCCACUGCUUCAAGGACAAGAAAUGGCCAAUGCAAUCGAAUACUCGGAUUUCUUAUUGUCAGCCUACUAUGUCGAUGUGUAAGUAAUUCCCCUCCAGACACGGCAGAUCUCCCUUAAUAAGCAUCCUUGUUCAGAUUUGUUUCUUGUUGAUGCACCGAUCAAAUUC
Molecule: messenger RNA, 851 nt
Organism: Hyaloscypha bicolor E
Lineage: Eukaryota; Fungi; Ascomycota; Leotiomycetes; Helotiales; Hyaloscyphaceae
Exons: 1
Coding region: 100-771 (223 amino acids)
Source: RefSeq, a predicted model, not a curated record